AGUUUAUUAUGACUUUGACUGAGCACAUCCACCAAUCAAUACUACUAGCAAAGGAGCAAAAGCAACUCACAAGACUUUGAAGACUGAUCAUACAAAAAUAAGCAAUUUUUUAUUAUUAUUUACAGUGAUGGGAACGGUGGCGAAAGAGGCGGCGAUUGAUUUACUGAAAAAUGAGAUUCCGGUGGAGGAAGACGAGCCUCUGUUUAUCUCCGGCGACGUCAACACCGGUCUCGUACUCGUGGACAUCGUUAAUGGCUUCUGCACUGUCGGCGCUGGCAAUUUGGCUCCAGUGGCACCCGAUAAACAAAUUUCAGCAAUGGUUGAUGAGUCGGUUAAACUUGCAAAAAUGUUUUGUGAGAAGAAAUGGCCUAUUUAUGCUCUUCUUGAUUCUCAUCAUCCUGAUGUGCCUGAGCCACCUCAUCCUCCUCAUUGUAUCGCUGGAACAGAUGAAUCUAAGUUGGUUCCUGCUCUGCAAUGGUUGGAAAGUGAACCAAAUGUGACACUGCGAUGCAAGGAUUGCAUUGAUGGGUUUCUUGGUUCGAUUGAGAAGGAUGGAUCUAAUGUCUUCGUAGAUUGGGUGAAAGCUAAUGAGAUUAAAGCUAUAUUGGUUGUAGGGAUAUGCACGGACAUGUGCGUGCUUGAUUUUGUGUGUUCUGCCUUAUCUGCAAGGAACCGUGGAUUUCUCUCCCCCCUGGAAGAUGUGAUUGUAUAUUCCCGUGGCUGUGCUACUUUUGAUCUUCCACUGCAGAUUGCUAACAUAAAAGGAGCCUUACCUCAUCCACAAGAAUUGAUGCAUCAUAUAGGCCUUUACAUGGCCAAAGGAAGAGGAGCAAAAGUAGUUUCAGAGAUCUCCAUUGAUACAACUGCAAGAGAGACAUAAUUCUAAACAUGAAACUUGGAUCCAGAUUUUCGGAGUUCAGAAGGAAACUGCUACAGCUGUUGCGACUUUACAAAAGACUUCUUAGCUUCCUUAAUCUAUAGAAAGAUAAAUUUGUCAAUAGGCAACUUUAUGUUGUUCAGUGAGAUGUGCAGCCAAACUUUCUUGUUCCGAAGCUACUAUAUUCACCAUAUUGUAUUAGUUCUCCCUAGAUUAACUGUCAAUGCCAAUUUGACUAGAAUAUUUUCAGCUUAUUAUAUCAACUACUAGCUGAAUAAGAGUACACCUUGUUAAAUAAGCGCUUACAGAUUGACUA
This is a messenger RNA of Nicotiana tabacum (common tobacco), 1193 nucleotides long. RefSeq names its product nicotinamidase 1. The record is from RefSeq and is a predicted model, not a curated record. NCBI's taxonomy places the organism in Eukaryota, Viridiplantae, Streptophyta, Magnoliopsida, Solanales, Solanaceae. Gene Ontology annotation, biological process: pyridine nucleotide salvage. Gene Ontology annotation, molecular function: nicotinamidase activity.